AUGUUUGCCCUCAUCCUCGCCGGCCUCGCGGUCGCGCACGUCUCGGGACGCGCCGUCGUCGAGGUCGACGCGAAAGGCGGCUACGGCAAUCAAUUGUUUGAGUUCGCGUCGUGCCGCGCGCUUGCAUUGAGAGCCGGCGCGGCCUUUCGCGCCGACACGCAAGGCAAAUACGCCGGCGUCUGCCUGACGCACGACCAUAUUGACGGAUGCGGGCUCCCAAAGCCCGCCACCUACCGGACGGUGCCUCUGAAGGGCUCGCGGAGCUGGUGGGACGGCCGUCGACAUGAGAGCGAGGUCCAGACCGUUCGUCGAAGUGUGAACACCAACAGCCUAUUCCAAUGCUCGGGGUAUCGGCAGAGCGCGUCGUACUUCGCGAACGUGCCGUCCGUCUCCUCAAAAAUCAGGGGCGAGCUCGGGCGCUUCACCGAGACUAUUAUGGAGAAGGCGUCGGCGCUCUGGGAGACCUCCAUCCAACCCAUCGGCAAGGAGCUCGCCGGAGGCGAUAUAAAAUACGUGGCCCUCUACCACCGCCGCGGCGACGCCUACAGCAGUACCGAGAGGAAGAACCCCUACCGCUUCUGCCUACCCGGCGAAGAUUUCUACAAGAACGCCGUCAUGGCGUUCCGCGAGCGCUACGGCGGGAGCGGCAUCCUCUACGUGACCUCGAGCUUCCACCGCGAGAAUGAAAAUGAUAUGCUGGCCCGGGCGGUCGCCCUAGAGCCGACGUGCCUGGCGAGGCCCUGGGCCGCGGCGUGGGAGCUGUACGUCGCACACGCUUCGACGCGGGGCUACGCGGCGCACCUCGUGCCGCGGCCGUGCGCCGAGAAGCUCUCGGGGUCGUGCCUGCCGGCCGCGUGCGCGGAAUAA
Messenger RNA from Pelagomonas calceolata, 867 nucleotides. Lineage: Eukaryota; Pelagophyceae; Pelagomonadales; Pelagomonadaceae. The record is from the annotation of a GenBank genome assembly.